UCACACACACAGACAUACACACUGACACUCUGCACAUUCCUCUGUAGGUGCGGCGGACUUUCCCGAGCUGCAGGUUGUUUCGUGUGGACUUAAAAAAAAACUUAAAGAAGUGAUUCAACUCAGUGUCAGUGGGUUAAUGAAGCUGUUAAUGCUUUAGCGUUAGGAGCAACUAGCUGUUAGCCACAGGUGCGGUGGGAAAUGGACCGCGAGACGAAAUCAGUGCUGGUUUUCAGGGAGUGUGACGGACUGGUUUGAGUGUCAUCUCAGUGGUUUUGUGGCCAUGGCGGGUUGUUGGCAGGUGUGUCGCCGCACCUGUCUGUGUUGUCUGUCCGAAGAUGAGAAAAGGAGCAUCGCUGUGGACAAAGAAAUCCAGAGGAUCCUCAAACAGCAGAAAAAGAAGGAGAAAAGGGAAAUUAAAAUCCUCCUAUUGGGAACUGGGGAAAGUGGUAAAACCACCUUCAUCCGUCAGAUGAGGAUUAUCCAUGGACGGGGCUUCUCAGAGGAGGAGAGGAGGGCCUUUGCCAAAUGCAUCUUCCAGAACAUUUUUACAGCCAUGAAGGCCAUGACAGGAGCCAUGACAACACUCAAAAUCCCCUACUCUAACCCAGAGAACGAGAUCUAUGCCAAGUGGGUGCAGGAUGUAAACACAGUUCAGGUCACCCAGCUGGAUCGGGGCUACGUCGACGCAAUCCGCCGUCUCUGGGCAGACUCGGGCAUCCGGGUCUGUUAUAGCCGCCGCUGUGAGUACCAGCUCCUGGACUCCACAGAAUACUACAUGAGUAACCUGGACCGCAUCUCUGCCCCAGAGUACAUCCCCACAGAGCAGGACGUGCUGCGAGUUCGAUUCCCCACAACGGGCAUCCAUGACUAUUCUUUCACCAUAAAAAACAUCACACUAAGGAUUGUUGAUGUUGGUGGCCAGAAAUCAGAGCGUCGGAAGUGGAUUCACUGCUUUGAAAACGUCACCUCUCUCAUCUUUCUGGCGUCCCUUAGUGAGUACGACCAGACCCUGGAGGAGAGAGAAACCAUUAACCGCAUGCAUGAGAGUCUGGCUUUGUUCUACACUACCAUCCAUUCUCCAUGGUUCCAUAGCACCUCCAUCAUCCUCUUCCUCAACAAGACUGACAUCCUAUCUGACAAAAUACAGACCUCUGACCUGCAGAAAUACUUCCCCAGCUUCAAUGGUAAGAGAAAAGAUCCAGAGGACGCAAAGAACUACAUCCGUAAACUGUAUGAGCAGCAGGCCGUCAACCGGGACAAUAGGGAGGAAUGGAAGACUCUGUACCCACACUUCACCUGUGCCACAGACACCAGCAACAUCCGCAGGGUGUUCAGCGACAUCAAGGACACAGUGCUGAUCAAGUCUCUCAGGGACUACGGAGUCAUCUGAACUUUGACUCAGCAGCUACACACAGACUAAAGCAGUGUUUUGUUCUGUUUGAACUUCUCACUGGAAUAAGAGAAGCUCUGGUGAAAUCUGUCACCUUUUUUUGCUUGUGAGGAAUGUGAGGUUAAUGAUCGGACCACUCUUCAUGCUUCUCCUCCUCAUCAUCAUCAUGUCCCUCAUCAGGUGUAAAUGAGGAAGUAGACAGUGAGAAAAAGGACAAACUUGCGUUCUUCCCUUUAUUACAGUCACUUUCUGUCCUCAUUUUUCCUCAAAUAAAAACAUGAGGUAUUGAGAGGUGCACCAAGACUGAGUGACUGAUCUACUGUGCUGCCAUUGACGGAGUCAUGCUUGGAUACUCCAGCCUGCCACACUCACAUUUAAUAUACUUAACUUAAACCCCCCAGUAAAAUUAAGGUGUAGGGGAUUUCCACACAGCAAGCAUGCAAACAAAAAUGCAGCAUAAAUGGUAACAGAUGAGUUACAAAAUACGGCUACUUUUUCCCUAUAACACCACAAAUUGUAGGAUAAUGUGUCUUUAUUUGAUGUCACCACAGAGAAAUACGGAUAUAAAGCAGCUGCUAACACUAGCAACAUUUCUUACACAUUAUCUAUAUUCGACACAUUGAUUUUACCUAAUCAAUAACAUGCAGUCAUAUCUGGUAAUAGACUUCUAAGAAGCUCCUCUUAUGGUGCAUAGUUUUUUAAUGUAGAAACCUGUGUGUUUAAACAAUUAAUAUUUAUAUUUUUCAAUAUGAAUGCAUAUUUCCUGCCAUGAUCAAGGAUUUUACAAAACACAAUUUCAUCUAUUUUUCUACAUUCAAUUUUUAUUUUACUUAUUGAAUCAUAGAUCUGAAUCAAAAGGUAUUGUAAUUGUAAGGACAAGCUGCUCAGCACUGAAUAAGGUAUGAAUUUAUAGGUUUGUGAAUAGUUGUUGGCAUAUAAUUGUUUUUUUUGCUUAACACUCUCAUUCCUGAAGUGCCACACUGGUGUUCUCAUUUCUGACCCAAAGUUUUAAAUAUGACUUUGGUGGAUGCACAAAAAGGACCGAGUCCUGACAAUCAGGUCCUUUAAAAACUGAAGCUGCCCAAAAAGAUAAAAAUAAGCAUGUGAAGAAAGAGAUGUAAGAAGACACUGGAUUACUUCUACGUGUGUGCUGUCAGUUGUCACAAAGCAAAAAAUACAGUCCUCAUCUACAGUUUCAUUGCUAUGAAUUACUAUGACUGGAGAACGGAGAAAAUUUUUUUAAUUUCAUCUCUCUUUAUAUAUCUAGCUGUUCAAAAUAGUUUAAGGUUAGGCAGCUUGAAAGUCAGUUCUUCCCCCCUGAACUGAAGGUUUAUCUUUCACCGACUGACCAGUAGAUUUGUAGCUUUAUGCAAACAAGCUCACCACAUACGACUAUAUAUGAUAAUAUCAAACAUCUGCUGUCCCCAAAACUGCUCCAAAGACUGUCUGAAUCUUGUUUUAUUAUGUUGCUGCACAUAGUGUCUAAAAUAUCGUGCUGAAUUGAGUUCACAGACAGCAUGAAGCCAAAAGAAGAUUCACAAAAGUCAUCACUAAACCUCUGAGCUGAGUCGCUAUCUUGGUUUAAUAGAUUCUGCAUGACUAUCUACAACCAAAUUCAUUUAAUUCCCCUGCUGUCAGUUCACCUCUCCACAAUAAAUUUAAAACAGAGUAAUUACACACAUUUGAAGACUGGCAAGUUUUAAAAGGUCACCACGUGAAGAAAGUGAGACUUAUUUAUCCUAGGAGUAAACAAUCAAUUGGCACUGAGUAGAAUCAAUAAUGGUAAAAAAUGUCCUACAGGUCAUCUGCUGGGUGAAGGUUGGAGUAAAUUAAUACACAGCUGCAGUGACAACUGUGUGUCCUAUUUAUAUCAUUUUGUGUGAAGAGGUGAAGUUUAUACUAAUGAUGAGAAGCGUGAGGUUGGCCCCCUCGUGCGUCAUCGAGUGUUAAGUGUGUGCUGAGUGGAAAAUGACAUUGAAAUUCAUUAAAUGAACUGACUGUAAUGGGCAGCUUUUUAUAGCUCAUAAUGUGUUUGUUAUGUGUGUGAUCUCUUCCUUCCUGUAGAUGUAUUUUUAUCUCUUGAUGCUGUCAAAGCUUUUCUCUACAUUUACUGAUGACUACUGUACUUCUGAUUGAGUUUUUUAACUGCUGUAUUUGUUAAUACUGUUUAUGAUCUACAUAUUCCUGUGACUAGAGAGUGUGUUUGCUCAUGAACUAUCCUGCAUAGGGAAACCUUCUCUCAUACGGUGACAGUGACUUCUGUAGGCUCAGGUGGAGGAAGUGGGCAAAAAUAGUUUUGUUAGUUAAAUUA
This is a messenger RNA of Cheilinus undulatus (humphead wrasse), 3701 nucleotides long. Its product is annotated as guanine nucleotide-binding protein subunit alpha-11-like. Gene Ontology annotation, cellular component: heterotrimeric G-protein complex. NCBI's taxonomy places the organism in Eukaryota, Metazoa, Chordata, Actinopteri, Labriformes, Labridae. Gene Ontology annotation, biological process: action potential; phospholipase C-activating dopamine receptor signaling pathway; adenylate cyclase-modulating G protein-coupled receptor signaling pathway. The record is from RefSeq and is a predicted model, not a curated record. Gene Ontology annotation, molecular function: GTPase activity; G-protein beta/gamma-subunit complex binding; guanyl nucleotide binding. The transcript has 8 exons. The coding region runs from base 281 to 1390 and encodes 369 amino acids.